AUGUUGCACUCGACUUUCACUCUUUCUCUCUUCACGGCCGUAGUGUCGGCGCUUUCUGAGAGCAGUCUCAAGACCCACGUUGGAUCUCUGUCGCUCUCGUCUAGCUUCAACCCAGUGAAGGAUGCUUACUGGACUGGCUACCCUCACCAUCGCCGCACGCCUUUUGCCGUUUCACCGGAUGGAAAGUCUGCAUACCUCGCCUACCUAGACUCCAGCGAUACUGGUGUUCACAUUCAGGAGGUCGACCCUUCCACCUUUGCUUCCGUCGGUACCGCGGUGUCUGUGAGCACUGGUAAGGAGGCUGGUGGACUUGUAGCUCACAACGAUGGUUUCGCUCUUCUAACCAACGAGGCGGUUUCCGGUGUCACAGAUCCGGUCGCUGUGCUCUACCGCUACACUUCCGGCAAACAAUCCUGGAAGACCUUUCUCGGUGGCCCAGAUGUUGAGAACAGCAGCGGCCACACUGCCUCUCCUGAUCUGAAUGGUGACCUUGCAUACUCUGAGACCGCGAAGACAUAUGGUGCUUACUUUGUCGUCACUGCUUACGAUGGAUCCGCCAGUGGCCACUUUGGCGACACUAUCCAGUACGUCUCCGAUGAUGGUACCCUGAAGAACAUUGCCGGUGCUACGAGCAACGGAUUCGGAUGUUCGCACAACACCGGUAUUGCUUUUGAGGCUGCCGACGAGGCUCCUUUCGCCAGUAUCUGCGCCGAAGACCAGGGAAACAUCUGGUUGAACACCGAGACUCAGUACAUGUCUGGAGUGCGCGUUUCGAACGAAAAUGUCACCAACGGUGCGUCCAACGAGGCCAUGGGUGGAAUGAGCGGAUCGUACAGCAAUCUCGCCCGAUUUGUCGACAGCGACGAAUACAUCUUCACCUGGGUCUCCAAGGGUGCGAAGGACCUCACCACUAAUGACUGGCUUGGUGCCCCUUACACCCAUUCCGUCAAUCGCACCGCCAACCGUAACGUUGCCAUCGCUCGCUUCUCGGACAAGAAGACCCUCAUCGGCGAGCAGGCUACCCAGGAGCUUGGUGGUUCCGGCGAUGACCAAGUCAACUGGAUUACAACUGGUACUGCUGAUCACUCUAACGCCCAUGUCGCCGCUUUUGACAAAAGCAAUGCGCUUGUUACCUGGGAGGAAAUUGCUGAGCCCAACUGCCCGCUCGUUGCUUUCGGUUGCGAGGGCACUUUCACCGGUUCUUACUUCCAGCUUGUCAACAACGGCGAGAAGGUUGGCGAGGCCGUUAAGAGCACCAACGUCUACGUUGCUGGUGAUAUGGUGACGAUGAGCGAUGGCAGGAUCUGUUGGCCUUACGUCGACAUGGACUGGAGCCUCAAUGCUGCCAGCCAGGGGGGCUGGUUUAAGAGGGCUGACAGCGUUUCCGAAAUCAGCUUUGCCUGCAUGAGCAACAGUGGCUCUGUCUCUGACUCCAGCAGCUCUACUUCCGUUGCCCCUUCCUCUGCCCCCACUAGCUCUGCCACCCCUGCCGCCUCGAGCAAGGCUCCCGCUACAUCGGCUGUUCAGUCUUCGGCCGCAGCCACUGGCGUCGAUGAGGUCGCUAUCUCCACCGCCGCCCCCAUUACCGAGACCUCCGCUGCCGCCCCUAUCGCAUCCUCCACCGCUGCCGCAGGAGAUGCUGACAGUGCCCUUCCCUCCCUAGUCCUCGAAAGCUCCGGUGCUCCUGCCGCCUCUGCCAGCACGACUGGUAUCGCUCCGGCGCCCACCACCACCAACAACGCCGCUUUCCAGAGCUCAAUCCUCAUCCAGUCUAGCACAGCUUCCGAUCAGCCUACGUCUUCCGUUGCUACAGUCUCGCUUCCGGCUUCCGUAAUCAACUCCGCAGCGCCGGCACCUAUCAUCAGCUCGAGCUUCGAUGUCUGUGCACCUGUCGCCACUACGACCGUUGUUCAGAAGGAGGUCGUCACUGUGACCGUGAGCCCCUCCUCUGCUGUCCAACCUGUCGAGCCCAGCACUCCCGCUUCUGAGGCAUCAUCUUCACCUGCAGCCACCUCCGAGGCAGGCUCCAGCAACGUCCCAUACCCCCUUUCCUCAGGCACUGGCCGCCAUCCUCACCGCCCAUAUCCCACUGGCGUUUUCCCCAGCAGUUGGUUCCCGUUCCCUAGCGGCGGAUUCAGCGGUCGUCCUCGUCCCACGGGCGGCUUUGGUGGUCGCCCCACGGGCGGAUUCCCUGCCCCCAGCGGUUUCCUCACGCAGACUAAACUUGCAACUGAGGCUGCUGCUUCUACCUCAGCUGCCUCAUCUUCUGCGGCUCCCGCCAUCCCCGUUCACGGCUCGUACUAA
Messenger RNA from Didymosphaeria variabile, 2304 nucleotides. RefSeq lists its product as uncharacterized. The record is from RefSeq and is a predicted model, not a curated record. The coding region runs from base 1 to 2304 and encodes 767 amino acids. The transcript has 2 exons. NCBI's taxonomy places the organism in Eukaryota, Fungi, Ascomycota, Dothideomycetes, Pleosporales, Didymosphaeriaceae.